CCACAUUACUGCAGUGGAGAUCACGUUACCUCGUGUCAUGCUUCACCUCAUCCUUGUUCAUCCAACCAAGCAGGACGCGUCUGCCUACUUCAGAAGCUACCUUCAUCAUUGCUCUCGAAUUCUAUAAGGCAUAAACACAAACAAUUUGACGAGCUUACGUGUAUCCAUAUCAAACCUCAAAAUGCCUGAGAUCGCUGAAGUUGCGCGGAUUGUUCAUCAUUUGAAGAAGAGUCUCGUUGGCAAAACUCUCUCUGUAGUCAAGGCUCAAGAUGAUGCAAACGUGUUUGGAAAAGUUGGGACCAGCGCGACGGAGUUUCAGACGUCCUUGACAGGAAAAAAAGUUCUGGAUGCUGGCCAGCAAGGCAAAUAUUUUUGGAUGAUCAUGUCAUCUCCACCGCAUCCAGUGUUUCAUUUCGGAAUGACCGGGUGGUUUCAUAUUCGAGGAGAGCAGACUGCUUACUAUCGACCGAAGGAGACAGACAAAGAAGAAGUAUGGCCACCGAAAUUUUGGAAGUUCGCCCUGGAGACCGACAGCGAGCCCAAGGUCGAAGCAGCAUUUACGGAUGCUCGGCGAUUUGCUCGUAUCCGACUUGUCGACUGCGCUGCCGAAGACAUCAGAAACACGUCACCACUCAAAGAGAAUGGCCCUGACCCAGUCAUUGACAAGGACAUCUUGACAGAAGAAUGGCUCCUAGAGAAGAUGAAGAAGAGGCAUGUUCCUGUGAAAGCUUUCAUGUUGGAUCAAGCAAAUAUCAGCGGUAUUGGCAACUGGGUCGGUGAUGAAAUUAUGUACCACGCAAAGCUUCACCCAGAGCAAUACACCGACACUUUCAGCGCGGACCAAAUCAAGCAGCUUCAUACGUCUAUGCUCUAUGUCUGCCAGACAGCAGUCGAUCAUUUGGCAGAUUCGAGCAAGUUCCCAGAGGAAUGGCUAUUCAAGCAUCGAUGGGGCAAGGGAAAGAAAGAUGCGGCGACCACUUUACCCAAUGGAGCAAAACUUACCUUCCUAACUGUUGGCGGCAGGACAAGUUGCGUGGUGCCAAGCAUUCAGAAGAAGACUGGGCCAGUUGCUGCUGAUGUAGAUGGGAAAAUGGGCGGCGGUGCAGGAAACAGCGCAGAUGCUGGGGAGGGAAGCAUAAGUAAUAAAGCCAAGGGACCUUCGAAGAAGCGGAAGAUUGUCCUCAAAGAAGAGGAGGAUGAGGAGGAUCUUAAUGAAGGGGAUAUUACUCCCGUAAAAAAGAAGCGCACCUCCACCAGCAAGAAGGAUCUCAAGACGGCAGAACCCAUACCUCAAAAGCCAAGGAGAUCGAAGAAGCUGAACGUGGAAAAAGGGACAACAAAGUCUCCUCCUGCCUCUAAGAAGGGAGGCACAAAGGCCAAGGUCGAGAAUGAGCCUGUGAGUGGCAGACGUCGAUCUGGUCGGGUUACGAACGGAAAGAUUUAAUCCAACGGUUUCGGAUUGUACGAACGCAGCAACAGUGUACGACAUUUGAAGAUGAAGAAGCCAUCAUAUACCAAACCCAAAUGCACAGAAAAAGUCGCGUGGGUCGCACAGCACAAAAAUGGUUGAGAAGUUAUGAUCAUACCAGAUCGGUCUCACCAACAACCUCGCUGAUAACACAUUAUUUUAAGUUCUUUGGGCACCCAAUGAUUUUCGUAUCCGUAUUUCCAGCACUGAGUUUCUUUGGGGUUCUAACCUUAUAUGGAGCAUGGAGCAUCUCGUCAGCGUGGGGUAGACUGGGUGUUGUAUUAAAGUUGCGGGUCCCAGCUUGUCUCCAUGUUUGGGAACGAGAUCCCUAGUCGGGACUCGAUUUAUGUAACUUUGUUUGUUCUUGCUUCGCCAUCUGAAUAAUUUGUUCUCAACUUUCAAAAACUUUUGAGGCGACUACGCCGCACAUGGCUAUUUCUUGGCUGCUUGUCCUUCUCGUGUUCGUUCAUACGCCUCUUUCAUUGGUGGUAUUUCGUUUGGCAGCGCUUGGCAAAAAUGGCCUCCGUAUCUCCCCGUCACCGUCGCAGACAUCUGGAUACAAUUUUCAUCCGCCAUUUCGAAGAUAACUGCAUGUGGUGUUGUGGCACAACUUGGCAUGACUCAAAGUGAUCAAGCCCAUUGCAGUCUUGCGAGUUGAUAUUGUUAGCGGGGGGUUUGACAGAUAUGAAGUCGCAUGGCACGCUCCGCACCGUUGCCCGAGUCGGCGGAGCAGAUUAGGUUCAAGAUUGCAAUUCUAGUAUGCGGCGUUGUGAUGGUUCUGCCUGCCAUUGUGUCAAUCAAAGAAGCUACCCGGCGUUCGCUUAUUCUGGAGCGCAUUUCACCAUGCCAGAGCCGCCUGGGCAUGCUAUCCUUGCUAUCCUUGCUAUCGUUCCUGUGAUUCUGUGAAGCUGAGUGGACUCGGAUAGCGGAUGUCUGGCCAUCCGUCGGGCUUGUCGUCUUGUGAGAGGCUCUCGCAAUGUUCGCACCCACUGUACGGAGUAUUCGUAUUCUUCUUCGCAUUCGCCUGCAGGGAUGGUAAGGGACUAGAAGGGAAGGGAAGCUGCACUCGGCCUGGACCCUUCGCGUGCACAUGAAAUUAUUGUUCAUCUGGUCUUCUCAUAUUCGGUCUUGGCUUUGUUUCCAUGCUUCUCUCUUCUCUCCUGAUACCCCACCUGCUUGUUGUGACCUUUUACAGUUGUUGGCAGUCCUCAUGUCGUCAACCAUCUCAUCUUCUUCCUCUCCUUUAAAUAAUUGACUGUACUAGUAUUUCCUAAUUCGUCGGCCCC
This is a messenger RNA of Cadophora gregata, 2754 nucleotides long. RefSeq lists its product as uncharacterized. The transcript is spliced from 5 exons. The record is from RefSeq and is a predicted model, not a curated record. Gene Ontology annotation, cellular component: nucleus. Bases 182 to 1444 code for a protein of 420 amino acids. Lineage: Eukaryota; Fungi; Ascomycota; Leotiomycetes; Helotiales; Ploettnerulaceae. Gene Ontology annotation, biological process: base-excision repair. Gene Ontology annotation, molecular function: zinc ion binding; damaged DNA binding; DNA N-glycosylase activity.